AUGGGUUGCAGCCUGCCCAGUGAGGGCAUUACCGGCCAUCUGAGCCGCCCCGGGGAUAUCGUUAUAGGGGGGACCUUUAUGGUUCAUUUGGAGAGAGUCUACAGCGACCUCAGUUUCACUUACAAACCCCCCGAGCUGCAGUGUCAGAUGUUUGCCCUACAGUAUUACCAGAGUAUGCGAGCCCUAAUCUUUGCUGUGGAAGAGAUUAAUGCCAAUCCCAAGCUCCUUCCCAACAUUACCCUGGGCUUCCAGGUUAUUGACUCCUGUAAUAAUUUACGUCCAACGGCACAAGGGACUCUGUCGAUGCUCUCAGGAGGAAAGGAAGUCAUCCCAAAUUUUCACUGUCGAAAAGAGGCAACUCUUGCUGGUAUUAUUGGCGACACCGGAUCCACACGAUCCAUCCUAAUGGCCCACAUAUUGGGGUUGUACCGGUACCCACAAAUCAGUUAUUUUGCCACCAACCCUAAACUUAGUGAUCGGAACCUAUUUCCUUCCUUCUUCCGUACCAUCCCUAGUGAUGAGUAUCAAAUGAGGGGUCUGGCCCAGCUGGUCAGAUAUUUUGAUUGGUCUUGGGUUGGUCUCCUAGCCAAUGAUAAUGACUAUGGUCAGUAUGGGCUUCAGAUGGUGAAGCAAGAGAUAAUGAAUGGUGGUGCCUGUGUGGCCUUCACUGAGAAUAUUCUGACUGCUCGGUCCAAUAGGAAUGCUCCUCAUCUUGUGCGAGUCAUUAAAGAGUCAACGGCAAAAGUUGUGGUUGUAAUAACCACAGAUUCAGACUUUUUGAUUGUGGCAGAAGAGCUGUUGAGGCAAAACGUCACUGAUAAUAUCUGGGUGGCCAGUGAAGCUUGGUCAACUACUGAUUUACUCUCCAGCCAACGAUUUAAACCCAUUUUGUUGGGUACCAUUGGUUUCGCCAUCCAUCGUGGGCAGAUGCCGAAGUUCUCAAGGUAUCUCAGUAGCCUCCGGCCAACAGAUUAUUUAUAUGAUUGGUUGAUGAGAGAACUUUGGGAGCUUGUCUUCUCAUGUAAGUGGUCCAGUCAUGAAAAUGUAACUGUAGACAAAGCAUGUACAGGAAAUGAAAAGCUGGAGAGUAUUUUAACUGAAGAGGAUUACAGAGUAUCCCUCAAUGUCUACACUGCCAUGUAUGCCAUUGCCUGGGCCCUACAAAGUCUCCAUAAUUGUACAACGGGAUAUGGGCCGUUUUAUGGUGGGGGUUGUGCCAAUAUCACUUCAUUUCACCCUUGGCAACUUCUCCACUACAUUAAAAAUGUCAACUUUAAGACUGAAGACGGGAGCCCCAUAUUUUUUGAUGCAAAGGGAAACCCUCCAGCUGUCUAUGACAUUGUGAACUGGCGCCAAAGUAGACAGGGGACAUUGGAGCAGGUCACCAUUGGCAGAUAUGACUUGAGUGCCCCUAAUGGAAAGAUCUUGAAUGUUGACAGUGCUGACGUUAUUUGGAUCAACGAUGCUGCGGAAUGUCAGCCAUGUUCAUGGGACACGUGGCCAAAUCCUCAACAUACCCGAUGCCUCCCAAGACCUACAGAGUUCCUUUCCUAUGAAGAACCUCUGGGUUACAGCUUAGUGGUCAUUGCUAUCCUUUCCUCCCUGAUACCUCUUGUUAUUUUGGGAGUUUUUAUUCGUUAUAAUAAAACACCAAUAGUCCGAGCCAACAACUACUCCCUUAGCUGCCUUCUCCUGCUUUCCCUGUUCCUCUGUUUCCUUUGCUCUUUAGGGUUCAUUGGUUACCCACAACCUGAAAAGUGCCUUCUGCGCCAGGUGGCAUUUGGGAUGGUUUUUGCCCUCUGCAUCUCCUGUGUUCUGGCCAAAACCAUCACUGUUGUCAUUGCCUUUAAUGCAACCAAACCCGGCAGCAGGUUAAGAAAGUGGACAGGGGUGAAAGUGUCCUACUGUCUAAUACUGUUUUGUGUAUUUAUUCAGUUAUUUUUGUGUAUAAUGUGGUUGAUCUUUUCUCCUCCCUUCCAUGAACUUGACACUGACACCAAACCUGAAGUCAUCGUAGUUUGUUGCAAUGAAGGGUCACCAACUGCUUUCUGGUGCAUGCUGGGAUAUCUUGGACUCUUGGCCUCCAUCAGUUUCAUUGUUGCCUUCCUGGCCAGACGCCUCCCUGACAGUUUCAAUGAAGCCAAAUUGAUCACAUUCACUAUGUUGGCUUUCCUCAGUGUGUGGGUGUCCUUUAUCCCAGCCUAUCUCAGUGCCCGGGGCAUGUAUACUGUGGCAAUGGAGGUCUUUGCCAUCCUGUCUUCCAGUUGGGCUGUGGUGGGCUGUAUCUUUGUGCCAAAAUGUUACAUUAUAUUGUUCAAGCCCAACAGGAACUCAAGAGAACUUCUCAUGGGAAAAGGCAGAAACCAGAAGUAA
Molecule: messenger RNA, 2373 nt
Organism: Xenopus tropicalis (tropical clawed frog)
Lineage: Eukaryota; Metazoa; Chordata; Amphibia; Anura; Pipidae
Product: extracellular calcium-sensing receptor
Exons: 5
Coding region: 1-2373 (790 amino acids)
Biological process (GO): G protein-coupled receptor signaling pathway
Cellular component (GO): membrane; plasma membrane
Molecular function (GO): G protein-coupled receptor activity
Source: RefSeq, a predicted model, not a curated record